Molecule: messenger RNA, 5780 nt
Organism: Hippopotamus amphibius kiboko
Lineage: Eukaryota; Metazoa; Chordata; Mammalia; Artiodactyla; Hippopotamidae
Product: AP-1 complex subunit sigma-2-like
Exons: 1
Coding region: 4939-5424 (161 amino acids)
Biological process (GO): vesicle-mediated transport; intracellular protein transport
Cellular component (GO): intracellular membrane-bounded organelle; membrane coat; AP-1 adaptor complex
Molecular function (GO): clathrin-cargo adaptor activity
Source: RefSeq, a predicted model, not a curated record
CUGGGCUUUGGUUCUGCGGCUUGCUCCAUCAGAACACCUCUGCUGCAUAGGAUGUCCUGUGACGAUUAAAUGAGCUCAUUCAUUCAUUCACCUGGAAUGCAGAGGCCCCUCAGAGGUGACUUAGAGUCUGGCCUCUGCCAGGUGAGACCUGGUCAUAGGUGACUCAUAACUGAACAGAGAUGCAGGAAGAAAACUAGCCUGGAUCCUCUAAGGCAGUUUUCCAGCCAGCUAAAGAGAAGCCAACUGGUUCAUUUUCUCACCCCUCCCCUCCCCUGGACAUCCCUGACGUGGUUGCAUGGGUCCUGGCUGGCUGUUGAAGGUCGCGCCUUAUCCUCUGCAAGGCUGGCUUUCAGGUAAGAAGUACAAGGUGUUUUAGAGGCUCAGUCACCCUGGUCUCCCAGCCCCAGAGCUACCAGUGUCACUGCCUUCUGCGGCCAGGAUCGGCAGGACAAGGGCAUGGGGGCAGUGCAGGGCGGAGGCGCCACCCCAGGCCGCUCUUGUAUCACCCUGGUGUGUAUGGAGGGUGAGAGGCUGAGAGUUCCUCAGAGCGCCUCCUGGGAGCCUUGUCCAGUGAAGCUGGGAAGGUGAGAGUCCUCGGCGUGACCUCUGGACGAGCAAGACUGUGAACCAAAGGAAAGGUGACAAGUGGCUCCCCCGGGAGUCGGACAAAACCAGCAUCCCACCCCGACCUGCACCUGAAUGUGUUCCAAAUGGUUCACAGAUUCUGUUUCUUGAUGAAACAAAAAAAUAAGAGUGGAUUAAAAUGACCUUAGGGUGAGAAAAAUGUAAGCAAAGGACAAAAUACAGUUGCCUUAACCCAUUGCUUUUGAGGACAGUUUUUGUGUGGCCGACCCCCCAAGCACUGUCGCCUCAUGCCUUCUUGAGCUCGUCUCCUGGGUUUGAGGUCUGAUUCUGAUUUAAUUUUCACUUGGGCUGCAUCCUCAGAUCCCUCAGGGAGGAUGCCUGUGGGAUGUGUAGGAUUUAGGGGAUCUCAGUCCAGUUCUCCCAGAAGCCUCUGAGGCACAUCCAGUGUUGCGGACGGGCAGUCCAGUGUCCCUGGCGGCGUAGCACCAGCUCUAGCCGGGUGCUUGUUGAAGUUUACACCUGAUCGUCUGCAGCUCAUUAGGAGGCCGUCAUCAGAGCCAGAAACAACAAAGGCCUUGUCUAAGGCAGUGGUGGACCAGGGUCAAACUGACCAGGUUUGGCCCAGGAUGCCUCCCAAUACUCCGACCCUGUGACUGAGGAGACAGUAAAUGGUGACCUAGAGACCAGGAGGGGCUUCCAGGGAUUCUUUGGGGCCUCCUCCAGGAAGCCUCUCUGGUUGGCCAUCUUUCUCUCCCAUCCUGUAGCAUUUGGCCCUCAGGCCCCGGGCUGGCCCUUCCCCAGGCUGUGCUUGCUCACCUGCGGGGGGCUGGGAGGCAGCAGGGCGUCAGUUCAGCUCCCAGGAGGUGGGACGGGCUGGGGGCCCCCAAAUCUUUUGAGGCCUGAGCCCCCAGGUCAGGCAGAACUGGUGGAGAAGGUGGGGCCCUGCCAGAAACAUUUCCCCCUUGGGAAGUGAGGGCAGUGAUACCUCCGCACAGGCUGGUGUGAGGGUCAGUGAGGUCUUAGCCAAGGGCCUGGGGGCGAGCUGUCUGGGGCGCCAGCUCAUUGGAACUGCUUUUCUAUUUACAAGCUGUCUGACUUCGGGCAAAUUACCACUGUGUCCAUGUUUUAUCUCAGACUUCCAGGGCUGGUGUAAAGCAGAGUUGAGAAUGUUCAUCCUUUCAUUACUUCAGCAAAUAUUCACUGAGCAUCAGGGAUGCUGGGCCUGAGGAUAAGGAGCAGGCUGCCUGGGCCCAGGAGGGUCUGAUGGGUGAGCUGCCAUGGAACAAAGACACUGCCAGAUGUGAAGGGAAAGCUGCCCUCCCCAUCCCCGCAGGGUCCCCUGUCUUCUCCCCACCAUAACCCCUCCCAGUGCUGCCUGAUAAAGAAGUCUCCCCAGUUCUUAUCCUGGAGGCCCAGGCAGGGCCCUGCCAGCCCAGGCACCCUCCUAGAUCUGCUCUCUGACCUCCUUGAGUCUAUCAGUCAAAGUUCUCCGGAGAACAGAACUGAUAGGAUAUACAUGGGUCUGAGGAAGUUUAUAGGAAUCGGUUCCUAUGAGUAUGGAGGCUGAGAAGUUCCCAAAGCUGCCGUCUGUGAGCUAGAGACCCAGAAAGCCGGUGGUGACUCAGUCUGAAGGCCUGAGUGAGAAGACAGGUGUCCCAGCUCAAACAAAGUAGACCUGCCCUCCCCCCACCUCUCUGUCCUCUUCAGGCUCGCAGGGCGGAAUGCUGAGGGGGCAUGUCUACUCAGUCUACUGCUCCAAAUGCUUAUUUCCAGAAACACCCUCACAGACACACCAGAAAUAAUGUCUUACCAGCUAUCUGGGAAUCCCUGAGCCCCGUUAAGUUGACCCACAAAAUUAACCAUCACGAUGAGUCACCUAAAAUGGUCUAGAAAAUUACUUUCAUGCGUAAACAGAGUAGUUUCUAUUCUAUACGAGUGAUAGUUUCUAUUUGUCCUGCUUUCUGCUGUUUCUCUGCUUUCUUUUUGAGUGAUUGAGGUUUUCGUACCUUUUCUUCUUACUGGCUUUGUGUAUUCUUUUGGAGAUUACUCUUAACAUUGCGACGUGUAUAUUAACAAAGUCUAAGCUUGGUCAAUAGAUCUAUCUCCCUUCAAACUAUACAAAGCCUUUAGAACCCUUUAAUUAUAAUCACUCCCUCUCUAUUCUUAGGCAUUUGUAUUCUCCAGGACCUUAUCUUGACUUUUGAAGAACUAUCCACAAAUCAGACACCAUCAUUGUUAAUGAACUUGCUUCUCUUUCCUUCUUGCCUCUCAGAUUUCUUCUCUGGAGUCAUUUUCAUUUCUUCUUAAAUCAUCUUUUAGAAGUUCUGCAUGUGGGUGAUAAUCUCCCAUAUUCUGCUGGUCUGAAUGUCUUCAUCUUGUAUAGGAUGGAGAUGGCUGUCCUUGCUCACAGGGCUGUGAUGAGAGUCAAAGUCGCUCCCCCAGCGCCAUUUCUCUGAGGCCCUAACACCCUGGGAAUUCGGAGUCAGCCUCAUUCGGUGUCUCCACUCUGGUGGGUCCCAGCCCUUCCCGCAACACCCUUUUCCCCCUCUCUGACUCCUGAUCCAGCAUAUCCUGCCGUCUCAGGCGACUCUCAUCAAAACCCCCCAGCCUGGCACUCCAGGCCUGUACCUGCCAGACUUAACAUGCCCCUGCCCAGUGUAGACGCACCACGUUACCUGCCCUUCUUCAGACCCCUGCCCUUUCCCUCCUCUGUACACUGGCUCUGGGGACACUAAGAAAAGCAAAAUUGCCCUCUGUCAAUAUAUGCUCCCCCGUGGCAGAGGAGGAGGUGGGGGGGGAGGAUGGAGACAAGAGGGGUCCAAAAAUGUGUCUGAUAUGUCAGCCUUGGACAGAAAGGGAAACCAAAAAGGGGAGGACCUCCCCACAGAGGCCCCCUUGAGCAAAGCUCUGUGUGGCCAGGGAUGGUAAACAGGUGAAGACAGAUGGGUCAGGACAUAGAUACUGCUGUGUGAGUUCCUCUGCACCCCAGUUUGGCUACUUUACAGCUGGAAGAGGACCAGGGCAGCUCCCCACUACUCUCCAAGUGCCCUUGAGCACAUACUUGCAGUCUGUGUGCUGGAGAGUUGAGGGACUAAGUAAGUGGUAAGUGAAUUCCCCUCUUGGGUUGUGGAACUUGGUACCAAUGGCCGACCAGUCACAAUGGCUCCUGGGGCCCUUGCACGCUGUGCUUGGACUGAGACUGCUACCGUGUUAUUGGACUGUGUCAUCAGAGUGGACGGUUUGGGCUGCUGCAGCCCAGGGCCAGUGCUGACUUGGUGGUUGGACACGCUUAUUGUGACCCCUGCUGGCAGCUUCUAUGACUGUGGCCUGAACUGAUUACACCUCUCACUUUGGCCAAGGUCAUGCAGUUUGAACCCCAAGGAGAAAAUGAGUACUCGUCUCAAACAAAAAUUAAUGAAAACGGAGUGACACCCAGCACUGUCUCCAUGCUUAACAAGCUGGACCGGCAAGUAACAAGGGUUUCAGGUGCUUGGCACCUCACUGUGAACAAGCAAAGGUUACAUAAUGAAGUGGAUAUUUCAGCAUCAUCAGAUUCUAUCCUAAUAAUAACUGAAGAGGGACCUCCCUGGUGGUCCAGUGGUUAAAAAUCUGCCUUCCAAUGCAGGGGAUGUGGGUUCAAUUCCUGGUCAGGGAACUAAGAUCCCACAUGCCGUGGAGCAACUAAGUUUGCAAGCAGCAACUACUGAGCCCGUGUGCCUUAACUAGAGCCCCCGUGUGCUGCAAGCUACAGAGCCCAGGCACCACAACUUCAGAGCUCACACAUGCUGGAGCCCGCAUGCCACAACUAGAGAGAAGCCCGCAUGCCGCAACUAAGAUCCCACUUGCUGCAACUAAGACCCGAUGCAGCCAAAAACAAACAAAAUAAAAAUUAAAAAAACAAAAAACAAAAACAAUAACUGAAGAAAUUGCUGCCACUUGGGAGACAGCCAUGGUCAUUGCUAAUGCUCUAUUCCUCCAUGUCACCAAGCAAGGUAUGCCAUGUGCCUUGACAUUGCAUAGGGAUUCUGGAUCCUCUUGAAAGUGUCAUCAAAGCAUCACACGCAAGCACGUAAGCCACUGUUGGCAUCCCGACUUUCUCCCACAUUGGUGAUAUUCUGACAGUGCCCCUAUUGAGGAAACUGCCCACACUGCUUUACGUGCUCCUCAGACACAGGGAAGCAGAGAUGGCUGGGCCUUGAAUGAAGACAAAAUCCAGGGUUCCACAACCCAAGGAAUUUCCUAAAGGGACAUCUGGGCAACUACUAAGAACCAAUUGCUGCCUCCGCUCAGCUACAGGGGCUUCCCCUCAGCCGCCGCCGCCACCGGCCGAGCCCCGCCGCGCCCGCGGCCGCAAUGCAGUUUAUGUUGCUUUUUAGUCGUCAGGGAAAGCUUCGACUGCAGAAAUGGUAUGUGCCAUUAUCAGACAAAGAGAAGAAAAAGAUCACAAGAGAACUUGUUCAAACCGUUUUAGCACGGAAACCUAAAAUAUGCAGCUUUCUUGAGUGGCGAGACCUGAAGAUUGUUUACAAAAGAUAUGCCAGUCUAUAUUUUUGCUGUGCUAUUGAGGAUCAGGACAAUGAACUAAUUACCCUGGAAGUAAUUCAUCGUUAUGUGGAAUUACUUGAUAAGUAUUUUGGCAGUGUGUGUGAACUUGAUAUCAUCUUUAAUUUUGAGAAGGCUUAUUUUAUUUUGGAUGAGUUUCUUUUGGGAGGAGAAGUUCAGGAAACAUCCAAGAAAAAUGUCCUUAAGGCAAUAGAGCAGGCUGAUCUACUGCAGGAGUGCUGGGGCUGCAUGAUACAUCUUAGUGCUAUACAACAUCUUUGUGGAAGUAGUAAUUAAUAAAUCUUUUGGACUGCAUAAAAAUGGAAAGAAUUUUGAGGAUAUCCCCCCUGCUGUUUCAUUUUAUUCAUUUUGAGUCAACUCUUGUUACUCUGGUGUUUGUAAUAAUGAAAAGCUGGAAUACCUUAAAAUAUUCAGUAACUGUAAACCUGAUUUUCAAAAGUAUUUGACAAAAAGUCACAGUAAUAAAUACAUUUUUAUAUCACAAUAGUUACAUAUACAUAAACCUAAAAAAAUUUUGGUUAAAUAAUAUAUACUUACUCAUAUUUCUUGUUUCAUAGUCUCACAUUUUCUGUUCUAUUCUUUUUGUCAGUGCUGAUCCUGAUCUACUAAAUUGAUUGCAUGAGCCCUAGGAU